This is a messenger RNA of Talaromyces amestolkiae, 423 nucleotides long. RefSeq lists its product as uncharacterized. The record is from RefSeq and is a predicted model, not a curated record. The transcript has a single exon. The coding region runs from base 1 to 423 and encodes 140 amino acids. NCBI's taxonomy places the organism in Eukaryota, Fungi, Ascomycota, Eurotiomycetes, Eurotiales, Trichocomaceae.
AUGCCAAUCGGCGAAACAAACCUCAACGCCCUCCUGGGCAGCCUCUCCCCCAUCCUCUCCCCAGAGACCUACGUCUGGAUAACAACCACGCAACCCCUCACCUCUCUCCCACUCACAACCCUCCAACCUGUACACCUUUAUCACGAAGCCGAAGGUCUCACCCUAGUCACCACCAGGGAAUCCGCUGAAACCCACGGAUUCGAAUACACAUUCCCAUGUAGAAAGAUCACACUCAAAGUUCACUCGAGUCUUGAGGCUGUUGGGAUGACGGCUGCGAUUUCGGGCAGGUUUACGGAGUUGGGGGUGAGUGCGAAUGUUGUCAGUGGGUAUUUUCAUGAUCAUGUUUUUGUGCCUGAAGGGAAGGAGGAGGUUGCUAUGCGAGGACUGGAGGAAUUGGCGAAAGAGGCUAUGCAGAACGAAUGA